This is a messenger RNA of Ostrinia nubilalis (European corn borer), 2785 nucleotides long. It is a transcript of the gene dpa, whose product is annotated as DNA replication licensing factor MCM4. Gene Ontology annotation, cellular component: nucleus; MCM complex. NCBI's taxonomy places the organism in Eukaryota, Metazoa, Arthropoda, Insecta, Lepidoptera, Crambidae. The record is from RefSeq and is a predicted model, not a curated record. Bases 162 to 2729 code for a protein of 855 amino acids. Gene Ontology annotation, molecular function: ATP binding; single-stranded DNA binding; ATP hydrolysis activity. Gene Ontology annotation, biological process: mitotic DNA replication initiation; DNA strand elongation involved in DNA replication; DNA replication. The transcript has 17 exons.
ACAAAAUUAAAAAUAAAAGUGUCAAAAUACGCGCCAAAAAUAUUGUGCUGUUGUGGUUACAAAUAAACAAGAUUAUUUCGUGUUUUGUGCAAAUGUGAUUGUCCUUACUGUUUUGUGAGAUAAAUAAGUGUUAAUUAAAUAAAUAAUAGAUUAGUAUAAUAAUGUCUACUCCAUCAAAACGCCCGCCGUCACAAGCCUCAUCCGAGGCCCCAACACCUUCAAGGAGGACACGCUCAUCUCAACAGCUCGUCGUGCCGGAGACUCCCCAGCGAUCCACCGGUACACCAUCUAAAGAUGGAACCCCAGGCACUCCGCGGCGCACCCCGCGGACCCCGCGCACCCCCGGCGGCGCCUCGGCCUCGUCCCCGGCGCGAGCGCUGGCUUCAAGUCCUCUGGGUACAGACAUAGACAUGAGUUCUCCACUCAACUAUGGAACCCCAAGCUCUCUUAGUACUCCCCGCUCACUGAUGCGAGGUGCCAUGACGCCGGCCCGCCAGAGAGCCGACCUUAGAGGCCAUCAGCUGGCCCCUAACGUGCCUGCGCCUACUCCUACAAGACGGGCAGAAGAUGGUGCCGCCGAAACUGCGCCAUCCAGUGAGCCCCAACUGGUGGUGUGGGGAACAGACGUGGCCAUCACAGAGUGCCGCGAGAAAUUCAUCAAGUUCAUCCAACGGUUCGUCGAACCCACCGCAAUCACCAACGAACCCUUAUACGAACAGAAGUUAGAAGAGAUCUUUACCCUCGAAGAACCAUUCCUGGAUGUAGAUUGCGAUCACGUCAGAGUAUUCGACCCUAAACUGCACAGGCAGCUAAUCUGCUACCCACAAGAGGUGGUUCCAGCGUUUGACGCGGCAGUAAACGAGUUGUUCUUCGAGAAAUACCCAGCGGCCGUGCUUGAGCAUCAGAUACAAGUUCGUCCGUUCAAUGCUCCUCAGAGACACAUGCGAGAUCUAAAUCCAGAGGACAUCGACCAGCUGGUAACAAUAUCGGGCAUGGUGAUCCGCACGUCAACUAUCGUUCCCGAGAUGCGCGAAGCUUACUUUCGUUGCGCCGUCUGUGGCUCGGCCACCGCGGCGGAGUUGGAGCGAGGUCGCGUGCCGGAACCGGCUCACUGCUCGCACUGCAGCACGGCGCAUUGCUUCCAGCUUAUCCACAACCGCUCGCACUUCAGCGAUAAACAGCUGGUCAAGCUUCAGGAGUCGCCUGACGACAUGCCAGCCGGUCGCACGCCAGCCACAGUGAGCGUCAUGGCUCACGGAGCCCUAGUGGAAUGCGUAGGCGCAGGCGAGCGUGUGAGCGUGACUGGCGUAUUCCGUGCUGCACCCGCUUCUGUUAACCCGCGUAAAGCCACGCUGAAGGCGCUGCAUAGAACACAUAUUGACGCCCUGCAUUACAAGAAAGUACAUAGCGAUAGGCUGCUGGAAACAGAAGAAGGAAAAGAACACCGCUUCCCGCCAGAACGUAUUGAGCUGUUCAAGGCCCUAGCAAGCCAGCCGGACUGUUACGAGCGUCUAGCGCGAGCCAUAGCGCCUUCCAUCUACGAGAACAUUGACAUCAAGAAGGGCGUGUUGCUGCAACUGCUGGGCGGCACCAAGAAGAACUUUAACGCUGCUGGGAGAACUCAUUUCAGGUCGGAGAUCAACAUCUUACUGUGCGGCGACCCGGGCACCAGCAAGUCGCAGCUGCUGCGCUGGGUGCACGCGCUCGUGCCGCGCGCGCAGUACACGUCGGGCCGCGGCUCCUCCGCCGUCGGGCUCACCGCCUACGUCACCAAGGACCCCGACACGCGCCAGCUGGUGUUGCAAACAGGUGCAUUGGUACUUGCUGACAACGGAAUAUGCUGCAUUGAUGAAUUUGACAAAAUGAACGACUCCACUCGCAGUGUUCUUCAUGAGGUAAUGGAACAGCAGACAUUGUCAAUCGCCAAAGCGGGUAUCAUCUGCCAACUGAACGCUCGCACGUCGAUCCUGGCAGCCGCCAACCCCGCCGAAUCUCAGUGGAAUAAAAAUAAGACCAUUGUUGAGAACGUACAGCUACCACAUACAUUGAUGUCCAGAUUCGACCUGAUAUUCUUAGUGCUGGACCCGCAAGACGAGGUGUUCGACAGGCGGCUGGCCACGCAUCUGGUCUCGCUGUACUACAAGGACCCCGCUGACGCUCAAGAUGAGGAAGACGUUGUUGACAUGGCGUUGAUGCGCGAUUACAUCGUGUUCGCGAAGGAACACGUGCAGCCGACGCUUAGUGAAGCGGCGCAGCAGAGACUAAUUGACGCCUACGUCGAUAUGAGGCGCGUUGGCAGCGGGCGCGGGCAGAUCUCCGCCUACCCUCGUCAGCUGGAAUCGCUCAUCCGUUUAGCCGAGGCGCACGCGCGAAUGCGGCUCUCCUCCGUCGUCGAGUUAUCAGACGUCGACGAGGCCGCCAGACUCCACCGCGAAGCGCUAAAGCAGUCAGCGACCGACCCGGCGUCAGGUCGCAUCGACGUGGGCAUCUUAACCACAGGCCUGGGAGCCGCCGCGCGCAGACGCCGCGCCGACCUGGUAGCGGCGCUCAAGGACCUCAUGCAGCCUUACUCUAAGGCGCACACCAUCACGCACGCGAAGAUACUGCAGGAGAUCAACGCCAACUCGCAGCUUACGGUAUCGCGCGAUUUGCUGGACGAAGCGCUGCGGGACCUGCAAGACGAAGGGAAGGUGGUGGUGGUCAGCCACACCCACCUGCGGUUAUGUUAACGUCUCCACUGUAUUUGUAAGAACAUUUUGUAAUUCGAAUAAACGGUUAUUCUUUA